CCAAUCAUUCUGGCAACAUAAUAUUUUGUGUCACAGGUUUGGAUAAAAAUAUAACAUAGGGGCAGACAUUCUGAUACAAUUCUUCUCAGAGUUCAGAUUAUGGUGUGGCACAUAUUUUUAUCCGGGUUAGCUUAGCGCUUUUUUAAAUUCUUAUAAUUUAUCUUUAGCUUCAUAUUUAACUAGCAGUUAGAGUCAUAUGUAUUAAUUUUGCAGUUGGUAUUGAGAUAAUUUAGAUGCACUGGAGGGCGGUAUGUUUCUAUGUUCCUGAGGUGUGACUACACAAAGAAGAAGAAGAAGAAGACGCAGCGCGAGAGUAGUACUGCCAAAUAUGGGGACAAGCCGGGUGUUGUUAGCUGGCUUUGCUAGUUAGAUAAGUGGGUGUGGGGUUUAGUUAUUAGCUUAUUAUAAGAAGAAGUCGAAGCUGGGCAGUCCAGAAUUCCUCAGGAUAGGAGAAGAUGUCAAUGGAAUGCUCCCUGCCACCUCCACCACUUCCACCGCCUCCACCUCCUCCACCUGUUCCAUGUACACCACCUCAAACGUCAGCACCAAAGAAGAAGCUGUAUCAGACUAUAGCCAGCAGUAGGAGUGCUGUAGAGGGAGAUCACACAGAGGCUUGCUUGCUGAUCAGUCAGAGGGAGACCAGUUUCAGGAAGGACCUGCAGUGGAUUCUGGCGAACACCUACGUGCCUUCACUCAUUCAAGAUGGUCCACAGUGUGGUCUGGUGGCUUUGUGGAUGGCUGCUCACCUACAGCAGCCGCGGCUGAGUGUCGACAUGGAGACGGUGGUUCAGACAGCUCUGAGCAGGGGAUACACGGCUCAGGGUGAAAUGUUCUCGGCUGACAAUAUGGCCCUGCUGGCAGAAGAGGUGUGUGGCUGCAAGGCCAAGCUCCUUUCAGGGGGUCUGAGUGGUAAUAAUGCUGCAGCCAUCAUCUCACACCUGUGGGGGAGACAGCCUGUUCUCAUCCCCUAUGACGAGGAUUACAACCAUGAGCCGUGCCAGCGUAGUGGCCACAGAGCGCACUGGGCAGUUGCUUCAGGUGUUCUCCUCGGUGUGGACCAGGGGAGUGUGAGUAACGAGCACGCUCAGCCUGAUCCCUCUCUGCCGUGGCUCUACCUCGCCGCCGACAGCAGCUCAUCUUGUCCCGCCGGCAGCACGGCACUCAGAGAUGUUUACAUCCUCGCUAAGCAAGGUAAAAGCUUGCGCUACCAGCUGUGGAGUUUGGACACUGUAGCUCAGAGCAAUGAGCAGCUAAAGAUGAUGGACCCUCAGAGAGCCAGUGAUGGCACCAAGUAUGUGGUUCCCAAAGGAGGGGUGGAGGCCGGUCUGGCUGGAAAGGCGGUGAUGCUCCACACAAGGUCCACACAGUGAAGCAGACACACAUUAUUUAUUUAAUUAAAAGGGCUUUAAAGUAAGGGUUAUCAGGGAGAAGCCACGCCCACAUGUUCAGCCAUGCUCUGGUCACUGUUUUUGUAAAAUGUGUAGUCGUCUUAUAAUUUUCCACUAACAAGGAUUGUGUCAGUUUAACUGUAAAAGCUAUAUAUUUUUUUAGAAUAUCCACAAUUUAUUUGGAGAGGAACAGUGUUCAUGUAAUUUUUGCCUGUUACACCACCUUAACGGAUUUUAAUAAA
Messenger RNA from Pelmatolapia mariae (spotted tilapia), 1630 nucleotides. RefSeq names its product actin maturation protease (gene actmap). The transcript has 8 exons. NCBI's taxonomy places the organism in Eukaryota, Metazoa, Chordata, Actinopteri, Cichliformes, Cichlidae. Bases 456 to 1370 code for a protein of 304 amino acids. The record is from RefSeq and is a predicted model, not a curated record.